CUAGUUUCGUCCUUGGAUAAAUCGCGAUCUGAGUCUUUCGCUAGGGUUUGGGAUUCCAAGGCUCUCGCGGCCUUCUUCUCCGCUUGUCGAGCUUCUCUGCGAACAAGGUUUACAAUGAGACGAUACAGUCCACCUUAUCAUAGUCCUCCUCGGAGAGGAUAUGGCGGGAGAGGAAGAAGUCCCCCUAGAAGAGGAUAUGGAGGAUAUGGUGGGGGCAAAGAUCAGAAUAGUCGUAGCCUUUUGGUGAGGAAUAUUCCCUUAAAUGCAAGAGCAGAGGACCUUCGAGUUCCAUUUGAAAGAUAUGGGCCAGUUAGAGAUGUCUAUAUGCCAAAGGACUACUACACUGGGGAACCCCGUGGCUUUGCAUUUGUGGAAUUUGUAGAUCCAUAUGACGCUUCAGAAGCUCAGUAUCGUAUGAAUGGGCAGCGAUUUGGUGGUAGGGUUAUAACUGUUGUUGUGGCUGCUGAGACAAGGAAAAAGCCUGAUGAAAUGCGCCACAGAGAAAGGCCUAGGGGACCAUCAGGCCAUGAUGUUCGGCGCUCAUAUUAUGGACGGUCCCGUUCACGCUCACGCUCUCCCCGCUAUCCUUCUUCUAGAAAUCGUGAUCGGUCAAGAUCUCACUCCCCUGCUCCAAGGCGGAGGGAUGAUUGCUCUGUUUCCCCGAGAAGAAGGCGUAAGGAACACACAAGAUCACCAAGGGAUCAUCCCCAAGGGCGUGAGGAGGAUCGUGAUCGCAGAUCAUACUCUCCAAGUCAUAGUGAUGCCAACCAGAACAAGACUGAUAAUGGUUACGAUGACAGCAAAGCUUAUGAUGCUGAAGGUGCUCGAACUGAAUGGAGAUCACCAAGGCGUGGAUCACGUUCACCUUCUGGAUCUCGUUCAAGAUCUGCAGAUUUGUCUCCAAGGGGGGGUAGCAGAUAAUGAGAUGAGACUGGCUGUUCUUGUGGUGCUGAUCUGUUCUGGUGCCGUUGUCAGUAAACAUCAUGCGUGACUUUUUCAUCUUUUUCUAUAAACAAAAGUUCUAUUUCUGGACUUGUGUGUGCUUUAAAACUUGGGUGCAGAACUCAGGUUUUGGACUUCUGUUUCGUCUUCUUGGAUAUCAUAUUAAGACUUAACGUUAGUCCUGAGAUGGUUUGUUGGAUCUUGUGUUUAGAUUAAGUCGUGGCAUUGCCGUCAGUCUCGUGUAAGGUUAAAAUUAGAUGUGCCUUAAAUGCUUAUUUUACCUGAUUUCA
Messenger RNA from Dioscorea cayenensis subsp. rotundata (Guinea yam), 1232 nucleotides. Its product is annotated as serine/arginine-rich SC35-like splicing factor SCL30. Lineage: Eukaryota; Viridiplantae; Streptophyta; Magnoliopsida; Dioscoreales; Dioscoreaceae. The record is from RefSeq and is a predicted model, not a curated record. Bases 115 to 921 code for a protein of 268 amino acids. Gene Ontology annotation, molecular function: RNA binding. The transcript has 9 exons.